Messenger RNA from Caenorhabditis briggsae, 279 nucleotides. The record is from RefSeq and is a predicted model, not a curated record. Bases 1 to 279 code for a protein of 92 amino acids. The transcript is spliced from 2 exons. Lineage: Eukaryota; Metazoa; Nematoda; Chromadorea; Rhabditida; Rhabditidae.
AUGACGAUCCAUCGAGUUUCGGUGCUCCUCAGUCCUGGAAAAGCACCCGCCUGGUUCAGCGACACCAAACUUUUUGUGUAUUGCUCAGCUUUAGUAACCGGGCUUCUUAUCAGUUUGCUGAUACCGUACUACUCUACAUGCUACGUCAAUUUCAACGCAUUGACAAGUCUACAUGAAACUGCAUGUGCUCCAAACAAGCAUCCGAUCACAAGAUUCCAAAAUCUGUACCUCAUCUGGGUUCCUGGAGCGUCCAAACCAAGAAAAAGAGACGGUAGUUGA